CGCGCCGAACCAGUUGUUGCUAUGCAACCAUCAACGCGUCUCCUCUGUGUAAGUCAUGAUGGCUGCGAGAAGCGUUAAUAAAAAGGUCCAGCCCGUCAUUUCACAGGUCAAGAAAUGUCCAUCCUCUUCUAGCAAGGCUGAAAGGUCCAAAAGGGUUGAAAUAAGCAGGCAGGCAAAAUCUGCUUGUGGUCCAACAAAGAAUCACACGGAUGAGCUUUUGGCUAAGGAAGAACAAUAUAAACUCCUAAAUGCAGAGUUGGAAGCCAAAACAGCAGAUUUAGUAAGACAGGCUGAACAACUUAUGAGAGAACAGAGUGAAGUUCUUUCAAAGCCUUUCUCCAGUGUUCUGCUCAUAGAUGCUGCAGAAGAAGAAAAGUCCAGGGUAACAGAGCCUCAGACAUGUGCUGAGCCAGGUGUGAAGGAAACAACCAAAAAAGGUGUUGCAUCAAGAUCACAAAAAAUGCUGACUGGAAAACAAGUAAAAGAGCCUCGCUUUAAAACCGGGAGCUCGGAGGUGUCUAAAGAGGAUGAUUUUGAAGCUGUAGAAGAGCCAGCUAAUUUGUUCUUGGCAAAGACGAUUCAGAGCAUGGAGGAGAAAAUGAACAAUGCUGUCAUCCAUGAAAGUGUUGUAGAUGAAAUACCUAACUCUGGAGACAAUGUGGGAUCAGGAGUUUCAGAAGCUCAAAUACGAGUUCUCAAGGCAAAACUCCGCAUUAUGCAAGAGGAACUGGAUCAAAUAUCAUGUGAAUAUUACAAGAAGGAUGAUGAAAACACAAAGCUGAGCGCAAAGAUUAAGGAGCUGGAGGAGGAUCGAGCCCGACUGCAGCGGACUGUGAGCAUCCAGCAAACACAGAUCGAGAAGCACCGAGCUUUAGCCGAGGAGUCCGCCAAAAAAUGUGAUGGCCUUCAACUGCAAGUGUCUGGCUUGAGCAAGGAAAUAGAAAAACUGAAUAGAUCCCACAAACAAGCAGCAGCUGGCCACAGCACGGUGGAGGUCCGUCUAAACAGAGCUCUGGAGGAGGUGGAGAGGCUGAAGACUCAACUGAGCAAAAUGAAACAGGAGAAAAAUGACAAAAUGACAGAGGAACAUCAGAGUAAAGAAAAUCUGCUGGCUGAAAACAAAAUGCUCAAAAAACAGAAAGCCGAACUCAUCGCGGGCUUCAAGAAACAGAUGAAACUGAUAGACAUUCUCAAAAGGCAAAAGAUGCAUUUAGAAGCUGCCAAGCUGCUGUCCUUCACAGAAGAAGAAUUCAUGACGGCUCUAGACUGGGGGAAGUCUUAACAACUGAAUGUGACCAAUUCCUUUUUUAAAAGAUUAAAAAGCUUAAUGGUGCCUGGCUGUUAUUUUAGGAUACUUCUUUGUUUUGCUGGCCUCAGUUGUCUCUUAAAAUGUUUGUCUUUUUACUUUACAUCUGUUUAGAAUGAUGUUAACUCAGAACCUGUCAGCAUCUCUUAAUAAAAAUGCAGCUCUGAA
Archocentrus centrarchus (flier cichlid) is the source of this 1474-nucleotide messenger RNA. RefSeq names its product testis expressed 9 (gene tex9). Lineage: Eukaryota; Metazoa; Chordata; Actinopteri; Cichliformes; Cichlidae. The transcript is spliced from 12 exons. The record is from RefSeq and is a predicted model, not a curated record. Bases 56 to 1282 code for a protein of 408 amino acids.